GAACGCUGACGAAUGUUCACGGCUCGCGUUAGAGUAUCGGCGUCGUCACUCGCGUGCUUUGUAUCAUUCGGUCAAUUUUUUUUUUAACGUGUGAGUCACGAUCUAUCGUGUUACGGAUUCAGUGAUCAAGGCUCGUGUGAUAACGCUCACGUGUACGAGAAUCGCUCGUACGUCGGUUUAACCGUCGAUUUCAGUUUCUUCGUUUUCUGCGUUUUUCCCCCCUCUCCGGUUUAUCGAUGGACACGUCUGUCGGUUAUCACGCUACUACGGAGACGUCGGCGGCUGGAACGAUGGUGUCAUCUAAUCAGCCGAGGAAAACAAAAAUAUUUGUUGGCCGGUUGCCGGAAAAUUGUCGUAACGAUGAGUUACGGCAAUUGUUCUUGCGCUUCGGUGAGGUGACCGAAUGCGACGUGAUGAAUCGAUAUGGCUUCGUCCACAUGGCACGAGAGGAGGAUGCAGCUGCGGCGAUCAAGGCACUUCACAAUUCCAACUUCAAGGGGGCAACAAUCAACGUGGAACAGUCAACUGGAAAGUCACGCGGAGGCGGAGGAGGACGCCGAGAUGACAGAAGAGGUGGACCAAUGAGAGGUGGUAGGGGGGGACGAGACGGUGGUAGAGACGCUCGUCCUGGACCAUACAAUGAUAGAAGAGUUCUUCCGAUCCAACUCGUUGGUUACGAUGGAUCUGCUGCAGGUGGCGUCGCGACCGGGUACACCGAUUACAAUCGCGGGGCUGGUGACUUUAGCGGCCGUGGGGCGGACUUUGGUGCCGGCUACGGCGAUCGCGGAGCUUAUGGUCAGAACGUGGGUGGCGCAGCGAUGGGUUACACUUCGACGGCACCGGGGAUGGGCGGUGGAUACGGACCAGCUGCAGGUGCUGUGGGAGGAUAUGGACCAACUGGCGCGGCAGACUAUGGACGAACAGCUGAUUAUGGUCGCGCCGACUUCGGUGCUAGAACAGACUAUGGAGUUGGUGGAGGCAUGGCCGGAGAUUUCAAUCGUGGCGCACCUGGCCCAGUAGAUUAUGGUCGUACUGAUAAUUUCGGUGCCAGUCGCACAGUCGAUUAUACAGCGAGAAAUGAUUAUGACCGAAGUGCGGCUGGACCGAUGAGAAACGGUGGUGCUGUUGCUACUACUGGGUAUGGAACUGGGUACACUGAUGUGGGAUAUGAUGAAAGCCACUGGCCAAUGAGCACUGGACCUAGCUACAGCACAGGGGCACCUAGUUACAGCACUGGUCCAGGACCACAAGCUGAUAUGUUUAGUAGAAGACCUGGCAGUGCCGUGCCCAGUGGCGGAUAUCCACCAGUUGCUAGCGGCUAUGCCGAGGGAUAUGACAGACCCGAUGCGUAUGGUCCUCCACGUGGCGGCGGACGCUUCCCAGGUCCGGCAGACGCGAUGCCACCGAGGUACUAAACAUGUACUAAACGCACUAGCGCAUGCGAAAGGCGACCGAAAAAAAACAAAAACCGUAAAAAAAAAGAUCAGCCUUUUAGCAGCGAUCACUCGCUUAUCGGACUCGAUUACCUAGGAAUUGCCGUCUGCGUUCGUCGUUGAGUCCACGAUAAUUAUAAUGAAAACUAUAUAAAACUUACAAUAGAACGUAACGUUUAGUUGUAUCGUAAAGUACGGUAAGAAUAAGAAAGAUAUCAAUAGAGAAUAUAUAAACAAUUAUUUGAA
Molecule: messenger RNA, 1679 nt
Organism: Trachymyrmex septentrionalis
Lineage: Eukaryota; Metazoa; Arthropoda; Insecta; Hymenoptera; Formicidae
Product: RNA-binding protein 4.1-like
Exons: 8
Coding region: 237-1415 (392 amino acids)
Cellular component (GO): cytosol
Molecular function (GO): mRNA binding
Source: RefSeq, a predicted model, not a curated record